Anneissia japonica is the source of this 3725-nucleotide messenger RNA. RefSeq names its product toll-like receptor 2. Gene Ontology annotation, molecular function: transmembrane signaling receptor activity; protein binding. Gene Ontology annotation, cellular component: membrane. The record is from RefSeq and is a predicted model, not a curated record. The transcript has a single exon. Lineage: Eukaryota; Metazoa; Echinodermata; Crinoidea; Comatulida; Comatulidae. Gene Ontology annotation, biological process: immune response; toll-like receptor signaling pathway. The coding region runs from base 108 to 2897 and encodes 929 amino acids.
AUAUUGGUACAUUUUACUGAAGCCUACAUGAUAUUUUAUUAUAGCAAAUGUGAUUCUCAUAAGGAUAUAAAUAUAUCAAACGUGCCAUCGUGAGAUAGUUGUGCAAAAUGAUGCAGAAAUUCAGCCAACUAAUUAUCACAUUACAGAUAAUAGGGAUGAUUGUCGACACUCAAUCUGAGUUACCGUGUAAAAUUUACAAUUAUGAUAAUGCUGACUGUUCCAGCCGUUUAUUGACAACUUUUCCGAAAGACUUACCUUUAAAUGUUACACACAUUAACCUCCAGUUUAACAAUAUUGAAGAGCUGAACAAACCAAUAUUGCGCUAUAAGAAACUCGAAAAACUUAACUUACGUAAAAAUAAAAUUACGUUUGUAAGCAAAGUUUUUAUUAACAGUCUGGCAUCUCUGAAGUACCUCGAUUUAUCACUCAAUAAAUUGAACGGCGAUUGUUUACACAUUUCCUCUCUCACUAAUAUAUUACACAUUGAUAUAUCAUCUUCUGGAAUAGAUGAAGUGUUCUUUAAAAAGCGGCCAUUUAAGAAUUUAAGAACAUUGAACACCCUUAUCGUGCGAAACAAUCGACUUAAUAGAAUACCAGCUGGUGCAUUCCAGGGAUUGGAAGGCUCGCUUGAACACUUAGAUCUUUCGAAUAACGAUAUUCACAUUUUACCUGCUGAAAUUUCGAAGUUGCAGUUCCUGAACAAGCUUGUGCUGAGCUUCAAUCCUCUAGGACGCCAGUCUAAUUUCAAACUACCAACAACCUUUAAUAAUUUAAUGAAUUUAAGAUAUCUAUACUUGUCUUCGUGUGAAAUUCACACUUUGAGUAAAGACAGUUUUCUCCCGAUUCUCGAUUAUAAUAUUACUCUUUUAAAUCUUGCAAAAAAUAACUUUCGAUGUCUAAAUGGUUCACUUAAUGUUGCAAACAUUGAUAUUCUGAACCUGACGUCAACCGAUAUAUCAACUACGUAUGGGCUUCAAGGGGUUAACAUUCGUCAGUUAUCACUAACCAAUUGUACACGUUUGAUUAAAGAUGGGGUUCUCCAAAUGAACAUUAUGAAGGGUCUCUGUCAAAGUGGAUUAGAAUCCAUCGAUCUUUCGUGGAAUGGCAUAAAAGUGGUCGAAACUGGAGCUCUUUCAUGCUUAAAAGAGUUGAAAUCAAUUAAAUUUGAACACAAUAUGUUAUCUAAUGAAUCAAUUCAUAAUAAUGAAUUUAGUGUAAUGAAGAAAUUGCAAACACUAUCAUUACAUAAUAAUUCAUUCAGAUCUUUAGACAUAGGUGCUCUGGAACCCAUUAAAGACACUUUAAAUUACUUAAAUUUGUAUGAGAAUCUAUUAUCAGGACCAAUAAUCAAAAACAGUCAAAUACGUUAUCAAAAUCUGAUUGAGUUUAAAAUUUUAAUUCGAAAUAUUGAUCUUGAAUUAAUACUACACUCCCUGGAUAGUAUAAUGCCAAAUCUUGAAAAUUUAUAUAUACAUCAACCAACUAAACACAAUAAAGACAAAUGUAGGCCUAAUACGGCUUUAAACGAUCUAGAGCCAACCAACUUUGGUCAACUUGAACUGCAAAAACGACCAUUUGCAUAUUUGAAAACAUUUGAAUUAAGUGGAUAUCGAUUUAGAGACGCAUCAGAAUUUGAAAACUUCUUAAUUUUUGUUUCUCAAACACUUAAUCGCCUUAAAAUUGAAGAUUGUAACCUUGAAGCCACAUUUUCUUGGCACAAUUUACCUGAUAUGAAACAUCUAAAAUAUUUGUCACUCGAAGAAAAUAAGAUUUCCAUAUUUCCAGAAGAUAUCUUAAAAAAAACUUCCCGUUUGUCCCAUUUAGAUAUGUCCUCAAAUUGCUUGAAAAAAAUUAGUUAUUCUGUUAUAUCUAAUCUAACAGAUAUUGAAAUGAUUGAUUUAUCGGAUAAUGAAAUAAAAAAUUUAGGAAGUGAUUUGUUUCAGCUACCAAAACUUCAUACGAUGAUUCUUUACAAUAAUGGAGUAAAGAAUAUCAAUGCCGAUUUUAUAUCAGGCUUAAAUGGUUUAACAUAUCUUGAUGUAAGUAAAAACAACUUUCAAUGUGACUGUGACUUGUACCGAUUCAGAAAUUGGUUAAAUACAGAUAAAAAAGUAAAUUUACCUGAUUUGGCAGAAUAUGAAUGUAGUAGGAAUCAGGAAAACGAAUGUCUUCUUUUGGAAUACAAUCCUUCAAGGUUUGUUUGUUUCAGUAGAACUAUCUUGAUUUGUAUUGGAUUAGUUGUUGGUAGCAUUUUCAUUGUAUCGUUAGCAUCGUUUAUAUGUUACCGUAGACGUUAUUCUGUGAGGUUUGCCUGGUACUGGGUUAAGAUUAAAUGCCGACCUGGAUUGCAUCAUUAUCAACCAGUUUUACAGGCUACUAACGACUUUGAUGUUUACAUCGCUAGCAGCCCAAAUGAUUUCUCUUGGAUAAGAUGGACACUGAUUCCUAACUUAGAGGAUACGGAUGAUCCAAUCCGCCUAUGCAUAAAGGAAAGAAAUUUUCCAAUUGGUGGGAACAUCAUGGAAGAUAUCAUCGAAUUUAUUCAGGCUAGUCGAAAAACCAUGCUGAUUCUUACGCCUGACUUUGUGUUAAAUGAAUGGAAUUAUUUUGAACUACAGAGGGCAAUGAUCCAUGCGCUGGAGGAAAAACAAGAUUUGAUAAUACCUGUAUUACUAAAACCGAUUGAAGAUAAAGACCUACCUCGUCUUCUUCGUGAAAUACAAUUAAGGAAAGGAUUUAUCGAAUGGACAGAGCACCCCCUUGGCAAAGAGCUGUUUUGGAAAGAUUUAAUCAAAGCAAUUCGAGACAACUCAACUGUAAAUCGUUACACGCAGUCAGAAAUCAGUAAAUGGCGCAAACGAUCCGUAACAUCUAUGACAUAUAGCAAUGUUAUAUAAAAAGUGAGAGAACAACGCUAAUAUCAUUCAAAGUUGAUAUCUUUCAAAAAGCAACCUGUUUACAGUAUUCUGUAUUAUAGAUAAAAUUUAAAUUUGUCAGUACACCCCAUGCUUAAGGGUAGAUUAAAGACGUAUGUGUGUGUGUGGGGCGGGGGUGUAUGUAUUGAAUAUUGUAGGCAUAAUAAAGUGUUAAGGUCUUCUUCAUGUUGUGUUAUGAGAUGUAAAAAAUAUAUAUACGUGAUGCAUAGCCACCACAUAUAAGCCUAUAAGCGAUUGCUUAAGUCAAAAUAAUUAAAUUUGUAGAAUUUGUAGAAGCUUUAUAAAUAUGCUUUUAUUUUUUCAUCAUAAAACAAACUAUAUGUACGGUACGUUUCACUGACCAUUUUGUCAUUCUGUAUUUUAAUGAGUUGUACAUUUUUGUUUAAAAACACAAAAAUAUGUCUGAUAGGUACCGUACAUAAUCUGGAUUGCUUCUUUCUCUGGGCCCUAUCUAUAUCUCUGACCACCCGGUCGUAUAUGGCAUGGCAAAUGUGUAACCUGUCACUUCGCUCGAGUCACCUGGUGGGGGGGGGGGGUCCGGAAUGCGCUAGAGUAGGGGCGGAUGGUGAUCCCUUAGAGAAUUUAAAUUCUGUUGUGACAGACUGUCACGACUUUUCAACAUUUUUAUUUAUUUAUUGUGCAGCGCACAGACGCUUUUUGCAUUAUGCGCUAUUAUAAGUAGAACUUAUUAUUAUACAUUAUUUAUUAACAUAAACAUGUAAAACGAGCUGCUUGGUAUAUUAUGAAGAUGAUUGAUCUUGGAAUAAACACAAGCUAUUUUCAGUCUUA